Messenger RNA from Penicillium arizonense, 2214 nucleotides. RefSeq names its product MKT1 family protein. Gene Ontology annotation, biological process: DNA recombination; mismatch repair; DNA double-strand break processing. The record is from RefSeq and is a predicted model, not a curated record. NCBI's taxonomy places the organism in Eukaryota, Fungi, Ascomycota, Eurotiomycetes, Eurotiales, Aspergillaceae. Gene Ontology annotation, cellular component: nucleus. The coding region runs from base 1 to 2214 and encodes 737 amino acids. The transcript is spliced from 6 exons. Gene Ontology annotation, molecular function: 5'-flap endonuclease activity; 5'-3' DNA exonuclease activity.
AUGCCGAGUACCAACCCUGAGCUCCACGCAAUCGCAUCAACUAACCUCAAUCCUCAAUUAGUCCGUCCUUUUGAUGAAUGGGCCGUGACCCGCGCACAAUCCCUCCCCCUCUCAGCUUUGAAGGGGGCUAUCGUCGGUAUCGAUGCAUCGCACUACAUCAACCAACACCUUAUCAACCAGUCAACCCGCGAAGCCCUCCUGGGCGCACUCGGCGGCUUCCCUUUCGCCCUGAGGACCAACAUCGAGAAGGAACUACAGACUUUCAAGAGCCUCAGCGUCGCCUGCAUCUUUGUAUUCAACGGCCUUGAUUUCGGCAAGAAGGAACAGCGCCCCCAACCCACAUCGCCGCGGUCUUUCGAACAAGCCUGGGAUCUUUAUGACCAACAGCAAGCCGAUCAGGUUGUCGACGCUUUCAGCAGUGCUGGAACCCCACCCCCGGAGACCCUCUUCAAGUUCCUGCAACGGAUCUUGACCCAAAAUGGUGUCGAAUUCAUGGUCGCGCCCUACAGCGCCGCGGCUCAGCUCUCCUACCUUGCCCGCGGUCCCAACCCUGUAGUCGAUGCCGUGUACGCCCCAUCCGAAGCUCUUCUGUUUGAUCUUGACAAGCUGGUCACCCGCAUCGACACCGAACCCGCGCAAUUCUUCUGGAUCACGAAACAAACCUGCCAGGAAGAGCUGGGUCGACUCACAAAUGAUCAAUUCCUGGACUUUUGCUUACUACUCGGAUCUCCCUUCCUGCGUUCUUUCCCGCUUUUCGAAAACCCUGCCUAUCCUGGCAAGAGCCCCAGCAUUCGCGAUGCUUUGCCAAUGUUCAACCAAGCCGGUCGAAGUGCCUUGGCACUGUGCGCCCAGUUUGAAGAUGAUCGUCGCAUCCAGGACAUUCAGUAUGGAGAUCGAUACAAGCGCGCAUACAUGAUCGUGAAGCAUCAUGUAUACAUGGACGUAGACGGUCGUGUCGGACCCAUGGACCCGGAGAAUAUUUCGUCAGACAUGCACGAACUCAUCGGACAGCGGCUCCCCGAAGAGCUGUAUUUCUAUCUAUCCAAGGGCAUUAUUAGCGCCGAUGUGCCGAACUUCCUUACAUCUGGUGAGGUGCGCGCCUCAUUACCGUUAGGCACUGAAGAUACCGAGAUCUACCGCUCGCUCGUGGGUGACAUUUUGACACCUAUCCGGACUCAGUAUAUCUGUUUGCUAGCGAACUCGCUUCACCGUUUCUACCAGACUAAAGUGAUCACGAUUCAUCCGUGGUUCGACGACAGUUCAGACAGAACAAUUAACCUCAAGGGCAUUCCCUCGGUCAAGGAUACCAUCCAGCCUUGGAAGAUCCUGGGCGAGAAAGCCCCUGAGAGUGUCAAGAAGCUUCAGGCUCCUCGUGGAUCUUUCAAAUUUGCUGUGCAAAGCUUGAACGACUCUGACUUUGUGUCCAAGUCUUUUGCUACUAAGGAGUCACCACGCCUUUCAUCGCAGGAGGAUAUCUUAUCUAAUGUUAUGUGGCGCUUCUUGCAGCUACGCGGAUAUGUUGACGACAAGCACAAUCUCACUACGUGGGGUAAGAGUCUGGAGCAGGCAUUGUCAGCUGUGGAUCCCGCAGACAACCUCGAGGAGGCUAUCUUCAUCGCUUUCGAGAUGCUCCGCCUGGAUCUUCUCAACACCAAGCCCUGGUUCUCGCAAGUAUCUGGCGGUCCCAUGCGAGGAUCAGAAGAAGAUAAGACUUUCAACAUGCUUGUUUCCCGUGUUGCAUGCGUUGGCAAAUUGCAGCACAAGAGCAUUGGAUAUUCUGGUCCCCUAAGCCGUCAGCUUCUUUGCUACCGCUCCUUGAUCUCCGAGGUCCGCUCUGCGCUCAGGAACCUGGUUGAGGUGGUAUUGACUGGUAUGUUGCUCGGUGGUGAUGCUGACCGGGAUCGUAACGACUGGAAUGAGAUGGCUAUCAAGCUUCCCUUCAUUGAUGAUAACGACUGUGGACUUGGAAUUGCAGUCCGGACCUACCUGGACGAUCUUCCGUUGCAAGCAAAUCCAACCUCUCCCGAGGCCCGUGCCGAUGUGAAGGCAAAGGGCAAGGAAUGGUUCCAGCACAGCGAGAGCUUCACUGGGAACUUGGAUCUGGCCUUCAAGCUAUGGGAUGCGGUCUACAAGGGAGCACACAAUGCGGGCAAGGAUUUCGCGGAUGUGAAGUUCUGGGACGACGCGAACAAGUGGCUCUCGGAGAGACGAUGA